AUGUUCAUAUUGACCAAGAUUGCGGACUUGGUCCAAAUCAAGCCGGCUCAGUUCGCCAAGCUGAGCAUCGAUGCCAUAGAAGACAAUUUAAACGAGAAAUAUUGCAACAAAGUUAUUCAAAAAGUGGGACUCUGCAUUUGCAUGUAUGACCUGUUAUGGGCUUCCGAGGGCCUCAUAGGUCAUGGCGACGGUCUUGUGAAUGUCAACGGUGAGAACCUGAGUUUUACCUUCGUUCCAGCGAGCCAGCCAGCUAGCGCGGGUUUCACCAUAUGGCCACUGACAAUGUUGAGUUUGAGCGACAAGUCGAGUGUCGCUUGGUCAUCUUCAGGCCAUUCAAGGGAGAGGUCUUUGCGCACUGACUUCUUUGAUGACAUAUUCGUCCCCUUUGACGAACUGCCAGAGGGAGCAACGUUCGACCAUGACCAGUCUCUCUGGGUAUGGCAUGUGGAGGACCAAGAGAUGUACUACGACAUCCACGAAAUGGUCCGAUUUCGCGUGAGCUCCGAGGAGUGGCAUGACCAAACUCCCACAAAACCUAUCGAAGGCAGUGAGCUUCCUGAGAAGAAGCCCCCCUACCGCAUCACUGGUACCAUGAAAGAAGAGGGCCUGGGUGUGUGCCUUUGGUGGGGCGACGAUGGUGGUGGCGUGGCGGAGGAAGAGGACGUUGAAAAUGGCGACAUGGAAGUAGAUGGAUAA
Pyricularia pennisetigena is the source of this 696-nucleotide messenger RNA. RefSeq lists its product as uncharacterized. The record is from RefSeq and is a predicted model, not a curated record. The transcript has 5 exons. Gene Ontology annotation, cellular component: RNA polymerase III complex. Gene Ontology annotation, biological process: DNA-templated transcription; transcription initiation at RNA polymerase III promoter. NCBI's taxonomy places the organism in Eukaryota, Fungi, Ascomycota, Sordariomycetes, Magnaporthales, Pyriculariaceae. Bases 1 to 696 code for a protein of 231 amino acids.